AUGAGCACUUCAAUUGUCUAUGAAUCAUGUUCUAAAAGCUUCAUACAAUCAUACUUCGCCACAAAAACACAUAUUGUCAUUGCAGAAAAGGAAACUUUGAGGAACAAAAUUGUACUUAAAUAUAUUAAUCGUAAUGAUGUUUCAAAAAUAACAAUAUUAAGUACAAACAUUCAAAGCUCGAAAAGUGUUCGAGAAAUAAGCAUCUGCAAUUCAUUUAUAAUUUUAAAUUUGGUAACGGCUAUACAAAUUAUCAAAGUAGGAAAUCUAGACGAAAGCGAUUCCUGGAAUCUGUCCAACUACAACGAUGAGAUAAAUACUAUCUAUACAACCAAUUCUGAUCGAGAUAACGCUUUGCUCAUUUAUAUUGGAACAAAAUUGGGAAAUUUGAUUCAAGUAAGAUAUAUUUCAGAACUUCAAAGGUUUGACAUGCUGUCAUCUACAUCUGACUUGGUUGCAGAUUCAAUCAAUAGUAUCAAAGGUAUUGAAAAUGAAAUUGUACUUUCAUCUUAUGAUAAUUUCAUUUAUUCAAAAAUCGAAGAUAAAUAUGAGAAACAACAUUGUGAGAUUGAAGAUGACGACACGAACGUGGUAACGUGGUGUCAUUUUAUAAAGCUUCCGAAGUAUAGUAAUUCAUUUCUUAGAUUUUAUGCUGUUCACAUAACAAAUUUCGGAUGUCAGCUUUAUAGGAGAUCUACUAGAGGAGAAUGGACUUUAUCACAAUAUUUCAAAAAAAAGCAGUGUCAUAAUGAAAAAUCAUCAUCUUUAGACUGUUUUGUAAAAUAUCUUGAAAAUGACCGAAUACUAAUCAUUUCAGGUAGCGAAGUGGGUAAAUUAUAUUACUGGGUUUACGAUUUUAAAAAUGAAGUAACUACUGAAACCAAAAUAGUGCAUCUUCCAGAAGGCAAGCUUAUUCAUUCAAUUAGCAUGAUUGAUAAUGAUAAGAUCUUUUUUAUUAGUAAUGACAAUAAAUGUAUAAAUGCCUUGUAUAUAUGA
Molecule: messenger RNA, 993 nt
Organism: Kazachstania africana CBS 2517
Lineage: Eukaryota; Fungi; Ascomycota; Saccharomycetes; Saccharomycetales; Saccharomycetaceae
Exons: 1
Coding region: 1-993 (330 amino acids)
Source: RefSeq, a predicted model, not a curated record